Penicillium nucicola is the source of this 378-nucleotide messenger RNA. RefSeq lists its product as uncharacterized. The record is from RefSeq and is a predicted model, not a curated record. The transcript has 2 exons. Lineage: Eukaryota; Fungi; Ascomycota; Eurotiomycetes; Eurotiales; Aspergillaceae. Gene Ontology annotation, molecular function: protein-disulfide reductase [NAD(P)H] activity. The coding region runs from base 1 to 378 and encodes 125 amino acids. Gene Ontology annotation, cellular component: cytosol.
AUGACUAUCAACCACAAUUUCACCCUGCCAACCUCGGUGCAAGAGCUGCCUGUCAGCCCGGAUUCGAAAUUCUUUAUUGCCUUCGUCUCCUCACCAGAUCCCAUUACCAAACAGCCCUGGUGUCCAGACGUACGCGCUGCUCUACCAUUUAUCCACGAGGCUUUUGUUGGUGACGAUGCGCCAACCCUUGCUAUCGUCGAAGUUGGACAAAAGCCAGAGUGGAAUAAUCCUCAAAAUGUCUACCGCACAACUUGGAGCACUAAGAAUAUUCCAGCGCUAGUACGCUACCAGAAUGUUCAUGGAGAGGUUACCGAGACCACAAGGCUAGUGGAAAACGAGAUCUUGGACAAACAAAAGCUGCAGGCCUUCAUGGUCUAA